AUGAAGCCUUCAUACUGCAAAUCCUCCCUCACGGCAGGAAAGCCUGUUAGCCGCCAUGUCACAACCGCAUUCUCAAAGACGACUAGACCAAGGUCACUCUCUACAGCACCCCUAGUUGCAGACAAGGCGACUGGUAUUGUCACACCUUCUACUUUGGCAGCUCUGCCCACACCAGUUCUCAUGAGGUCUCUUUUGGUCUCUGCCAUCUCCUCAAAGCCUAUGCUCCUCGGCCCUUCACUCGCAGCGCUAUCAUUCUUCACAAGACCAAACAGAGGAUUCUUCACAGAUGUCGACAGAAACCCUGUUCUUCACUCUUUGCUCAAGAGCGUUUUUUACAAGCAGUUCUGUGCGGGAGAGACACCAAAGGAGACGCAAGAGACCAUGCGGCACCUGAGAUUUAUGGGUUUCCGCGGUACAAUCCUCACAUACGCGAAAGAAACAAUUUUUGAUGCAAAGACGAACGUGGAGCACGGCUUGGGUAUCGAGUCGGAGGAUCUGACAAAGAGUGGUCUCGAUUCUACCAUCGAGUCCUGGAGGCAGGGUGUUUUGGAGACUGUCGAUCUACUUGGUGAUGGCGAUCAACUUGCUCUCAAACUUACAGGAGCCGGCCCUCGUGUCACAGAAGCUUUUGCCGCAAGGCAGCUGCCUCCCCAACAAAUGAUGCAAGCCCUCGAAGAAGUGAGCCAAAGAUGCAAAGACCGUGGCGUGAGACUCCUCCUUGACGCCGAGUCUCAACACUUCCAAUGGGGCAUCUUCCUUGCAGGCAUGGAACUGAUGCGCAAAUUCAACCGCGACGGCUACGCUACGAUUUACAACACUUACCAGGCAUAUCUCAAGAGCACUCCGACCACCCUGGCCAAGCACCUGGAGAUGGCCAACCAAGAAGGCUUCACGCACGGCCUGAAGCUAGUCAGAGGCGCCUACAUGGGCUUCGACGAGCGGUCCCUGAUUCACGACACAAAGAAGGAUACUGAUAACGCCUACAACAGCAUCGCGCAGGGUGCCCUUAGGCGGCACAUUGGAGAAUAUGGAGCCCCGGGCGGCAAGCCGUUCCCCUCGCUCAACCUCUUCCUGGCGAGUCACAACAAGGAGAGCGUGGUCACGGCGCACAAGCUCCACCAGCAGAGGCUAAAGGAAGGACUCCCGACGGUGCCGGUUGGUUUCGCGCAGCUGCAGGGCAUGUCGGACGAGGUCAGCUUCUCGCUGCUGGCGCUCAAGGAGGAGGGGAGCCAAGACCCUUCGCCGCAGGUGUGGAAAUGCUCGACGUGGGGCAGCAUGGGCGAGUGCGUGGCGUAUCUUUUGCGGAGGGCGGUGGAGAACCGGGAUGCCGUUUCCAGGACGGUGGACGAGUAUGCGGCGCUCAAGGCGGAGGUGGGCAGGAGACUGCGGUCUAGAUUCUUCCGAGACUCAGAGAGAGAGAGUGCCGUGACUCCCUUCGUGGCGGGGAAUCUCCCGUCCAGCGCCGGUAUAGUAGGGGGAGGGGCAUUUCUUCAGUUCAACUCAGAGCAGUCGGCCGAAAAAGGUAUCGGACAAACAACAACUUCAACCAAGCGAGAAUUAGCCCAGAUUCCCCUCAACCCCCAGCCUCUCAUCAGCCGGCAAACAGAUGUCAAGCUGUGCAUUUUGGGUUGUGGUAACCUAGGGAUUCCCAUUCUGAAAUCACUGCUGGAAGACAACACCCUCCCCAUCACUCAAUUCAUCGCAUGUGUUCGAAGCGAAAAGUCUGAAGAGGCCCUAAAGACACGCUUCUCCAGUGCAGGAGACAAGCUCGUGGUUUCAAGGGGCGACAACAUUGCGGCCUUGCAAAAAUCGGAUGUUGUAGUGCUAGGAGUGGACCCCGCGGAUGUCGAAGAAGUUCUGUCCAAGCCGGGUACGAAAGAGGCUUUGAAAGACAAGCUUCCGAUCAGCGUAGCCGCCGGCUGGACUCGAGGCAAGCUAGAAGCUACGAUAUACGGAAGCGAAACGACAUCCGAGAACACAGAGGACCGGGCUUGGGUCGUUCGGACGCUCCCCAACAUUGCGGCUAUGGUCUCUCAGUCCCUUACUGCGAUCGAGAUCUCGGAGCCAUCAGUGCCAGCCAAGUACAUGGAGCUCACCGAAGCCAUCUUCAAUAAGAUUGGCAAGACGGUGAAGAUUGCGCCGAAGCUGAUGAACGCUACGACCGCCGUGGGAGGAUCUACGCCAGCCUUCUUUGCAGUCAUCGCAGAUGCUCUCAUCGAUGCUUCCGUUGCCGUCGGUGUUCCAAGGGAUCUUGCACAGACUAUGAUCUUCCAGUCCAUGCUGGGUAGCGCGACACUCAUGCAGAACGGUCUGCAACCAGGCAGCCUGAGAGAUCAAGGAACAUCACCGGAAGGGUGCACAAUCGGAGGCCUGAUGGUCUUGGAGGAAGGGGCUGUAAGAGGACACCUUGGAAAGGCUUUGAGAGAGGCUGUGACAGUCGCUCGUCUCAUGGGUAGCGAUCCUCACCCCAAUGAUACCAGGCAUUAG
Messenger RNA from Colletotrichum lupini, 2487 nucleotides. Its product is annotated as proline oxidase. Gene Ontology annotation, cellular component: mitochondrion. The record is from RefSeq and is a predicted model, not a curated record. Bases 1 to 2487 code for a protein of 828 amino acids. Lineage: Eukaryota; Fungi; Ascomycota; Sordariomycetes; Glomerellales; Glomerellaceae. The transcript is spliced from 7 exons. Gene Ontology annotation, molecular function: pyrroline-5-carboxylate reductase activity; FAD binding; proline dehydrogenase activity.